Penicilliopsis zonata CBS 506.65 is the source of this 949-nucleotide messenger RNA. RefSeq lists its product as hypothetical. Gene Ontology annotation, cellular component: mitochondrial inner membrane. The record is from RefSeq and is a predicted model, not a curated record. Gene Ontology annotation, biological process: ubiquinone biosynthetic process. Gene Ontology annotation, molecular function: lipid binding. The transcript has 2 exons. NCBI's taxonomy places the organism in Eukaryota, Fungi, Ascomycota, Eurotiomycetes, Eurotiales, Aspergillaceae. Bases 36 to 896 code for a protein of 286 amino acids.
CAGACGUCAGGCUCCAUACCUCAUAGUCAUCCAUCAUGGGAGCUGUGAUUCUUGCCCGUCCAGGACGUUCUGGAGUUUUAUCCAGCUUGCAAAAGGCAGCGACUGCUUCAUCGAGGACGCAAUGCCGUCAGAACCACUUCCAUCCUCCCGUUCAGUAUAGAAAGCAAGAGCUUCCUUUCCGAGCAGCACCGACAAGAAGCUGCCGACUCUAUCAUUCACAGUUCCACCCUCGCGCCCCCACGCACGAAUACACCAACUCGCAGACCACCAUCCUCUCCGCCGCUCUCGAACACAUCCCCUCCCAUGGCUUCACCCUCGAGGCCCUGACCCUCGGCGCCCGCGACGCAGGCUUUCUCGAUGUCUCCGUCCAGCUCCUGCCCCGCGGCGAAUUCGAUCUCAUCCUCUUCUGGCUGGCCAGCAGACGCGGCCUCCUCCGAGCAAAGGUCGAGGAAAACCAGUUCGAAAGCUUACGGUCCGUCUCCUCUGUCGAGGCGAAAACAAAGCUUCUCAUUCUCGAACGCUUGAAAAUGAACCAGGAUAUCGCCCAUAAAUGGCAGGAUGCCCUCGCUCUCAUGUCCCUGCCGUCAAAUAUCCCCCUGUCCCUCUCCGAACUUCAUGCCCUCUCCUCCGACAUCCUCACUCUGGCAGGCGACUCUGCCGUCGAUACAGCAUGGUACACCAAUCGGCUAGGCGUUGCGGCUGUCUAUGCAAGCGCGGAGCUCGUCAUGACCUCGCAGAAGCCGCAUGCUGACUUUGCCGCCAUCGAGGCCUUUGUGCAGCGCCGGUUCGAGGACCGUACCGCCCUCGCUGAAAAGAUCACCGGGUUCAAACAGUAUCUUGGGUUCGUGGGGUCGACGGCCAUCGGGUUGGGAAGGAGUUGGGGGUUGAAGAUUUGAGCCUAGAUCUUUCAAGAUUGUAUUUUGUAUUUGUAUGUACAUUAAAUAAAUAU